AUGUCUUCCUGUGAUUUCCAAUUUUUGAAUUUACUAACUCGCAGCCCAUUAUGUGUGGAAGAAAUGGAUAUUUCCGACAAGAACUUCAAGCCGUGUCCCUGUGGCUACCAGAUCUGUCAGUUCUGCUACAACAACAUUCGUCAGAAUCCCGAAUUGAACGGGCGCUGUCCCGGCUGUAGACGGUUGUACGACGACGAAAGUGUGGAGUAUCGAACGUUGACCGCAGAAGAAUACAAAAUGCAGCAAGUCAAGAAAGAGAAGCGCGAGCGCGAAAAGAAACAGAAAGAGAAGGAGAAGAAGGAGCUGGAGCUUGCCAGCAAGAAGCACUUGGCGGGCUUACGCGUCGUGCAGAAGAAUUUGGUGUAUGUGACUGGUUUAAAUCCGCCGUGUGCGCAAGAAGAUUUACACUCGGUGUUGCGUUCCGAGCGCUACUUUGGUCAGUAUGGGAAGAUCCUGAAGAUUGUCAUCAACAGAAAGUCCCCCAUGGGCCAUGUUCCUGCGGCGCUGGCUCAAAGCAUUGUAGUAUACGUGACCUUCACUCGCAAGGAAGAUGCUUCCAAAUGCAUUGAGGAAUUGGAUGGCUCCAUUUGCGAUGGCCGAAUGCUUAGAGCGGCUCAUGGUACUACCAAGUACUGCCUGUCGUACUUACGAGGCCACCCUUGCCCAAAUCCAAAUUGCAUGUUCUUGCAUGAACCUGGUGAAGAGGCUGAUUCUUACACGCGCAAGGAUUUAUCGACCCACCAGGGUAUUAAGAUGGGAAUGAGUGGCGCCGGCAAUGAUAGUAGCGAGAACUUGGCCGAGUAUCACUUCCAUGAAGAUGACGAGGAGGAUAGAUCCAACAAUUUGACCACAACUGCGCUGAACUCUACACCAACAGUCAGCCAUUCAGCGCCCGUGCUUCCAGCUACUGCUCAUUGGGCAAAACCACUGGCAACAUCGUCCAGUACCGCCGACUCUCCUGCCGUUCCCAAUAGCACGUUGGCUAACUCAGCAGCAUUCCCAACCUUGGGUGAGAUCUUCAAGGAGCAGAAGCCACAAAAGAAGGAUACAAAGAAGUCCAAAAACAAGGCUCACAAAGAUGGCUCAUUACCUGACGAUGUUGAUAUCGACGAUUACACUAUUAGACGCUACGCUGAGGAGUCUAUGGAGAGAUUACAAGCAUUGGCUGAUUCGAAACAGAAACUCAAUGUUUGUUUAGAUGGAGUCACUGAUAAAGCUUCGUCAUUGCCUUUCUUUCAUUUCGAGCCUACCAAUCUUACUUCGUAUACAUCAACCAUUGAGGAUGACAAGUCUCUCGCUGUCCAAAUUAUCGAGAACUUAUUGCUCAGACCAAUGAAAAACUAUCAUUUAGCAUACUCCAACCAGGCAGUUGGCCAGCAGCAGAAUUUGCAGCAACAAGCUCAGCAAUAUCAAGUUGGUCAACCUCUUCCUCUGACGCAAACCCCUGUCGCCCAGAAGAUGCCUUUGGACCAAGAAAACGAGGCUUCUCAAAGACAACAGCAGCAACAGCAACUCCAGCAACUUCAGCAACAACAACAACAAAUGCUCUUAAUGCUUCAGCAGCAGCUCGCACAACAAAAUGCGCUGUUGCCUCCUAAUAUGACAGCCCAACAAUUGGGCCAAAUGGCUCAAACACCACACUUCGUUUCGCAGCUCGACGCUUUGAAGAAGGGUGAGCGCGCCAAAACCUCUACUCCACCUCCUCCAGGUUUGUUUAGCAAGGCCUCUGAGAAUGUUGUAGUGCCCCAGGGUGGGCAAAAUACACCUCUGUCUAGUUCUCAAUUGUUGACCCAAUUGAUGAGCGGAAAGAAGUAG
Messenger RNA from Australozyma saopauloensis, 1815 nucleotides. RefSeq names its product CCR4-NOT core ubiquitin-protein ligase subunit (gene NOT4). Gene Ontology annotation, cellular component: CCR4-NOT complex. The record is from RefSeq and is a predicted model, not a curated record. Gene Ontology annotation, molecular function: metal ion binding; ubiquitin-protein transferase activity; RNA binding. Gene Ontology annotation, biological process: protein ubiquitination. Bases 1 to 1815 code for a protein of 604 amino acids. The transcript has a single exon. NCBI's taxonomy places the organism in Eukaryota, Fungi, Ascomycota, Pichiomycetes, Serinales, Metschnikowiaceae.